Molecule: messenger RNA, 2360 nt
Organism: Thlaspi arvense
Lineage: Eukaryota; Viridiplantae; Streptophyta; Magnoliopsida; Brassicales; Brassicaceae
Source: the annotation of a GenBank genome assembly
GGUAGGGUUCUCCUUAUUCACUUCCAAAAGCAUCUUCUUCUUUCUUAUUUUCUUUUUCUUUUUCUUUUUGAUAUAUUUUCAUCAUAUAUCAUACUUUUAGAAAGAAAAUUCGAAUCACAUACUUUCUUCUCUCUCUAUAUCUCAUCCUUCUUCAGUCCCUCUUCUUCUUCAUCAUCUUAUUACUCAACUUUAUAGAACAGGAACAGCAAAACCCUAAAUUUUAUCUGUUCAAGCCCAAGACCGUACAGGUUUAGAAGCUCAGAUCUCGACAAUAGCAUAAUGAAUAUGGUCCCUUGGAAAGAUGCAAACGACGACGUUUCCGGCGGGUCUAGGCGUGAAGGAGAAGUAGAAGAAGAUGCAGAAGAAGCCGUCGUAGCCACCAGUGGCAAAACCGCAAUUACGAAGCCACCAACUUCGAUGUCUUCUUCUUCUUCGUCGUCGUGGAUGAAAUCGAAGGAUCCGAGGAUUGUUAGGGUGUCACGCGCCUUUGGAGGCAAAGACCGUCACAGCAAAGUGUGUACGCUGCGUGGUCUACGUGACAGACGCGUGAGGUUAUCAGUCCCCACCGCUAUUCAGCUCUAUGAUCUUCAAGAACGUCUCGGCGUUGACCAGCCUAGCAAAGCCGUUGACUGGUUGCUCGAUGCAGCUAAAGAGGAGAUCGAUGAGCUUCCUCCGUUGCCCGUCUCGCCGGAAACAUUCAGCCUCUUCAACCAUCAUCAGUCGUUCUUGAAUCUUGGCCAACGGCCGGGUCAAGAUCCGACCCAACUCGGGUUUAAAAUCAAUGGAUGUGUAGAGUCGUCUACUAGCCGUGAAGAAAACAACAAGGAGAGGGGAGAGAACGAUGUCGUUUUCACAAACAGUCAUCAUAUUGGGUCUUAUGGAACCUAUCACAAUAUGGAACAUCAUCAUCAACAACAUUCGAGUUUUCAGGCAGAUUAUCACCAUCAUCAACUACAUAGUCUUGUCCCGUUUCCAUCACAAAUCUUGGUGUGUCCAAUGACUGCAUCAUCAACAGCAACAACUAUACAAUCUUUGUUUCCAUCAUCGUCAUCAGCUGGUUCCGGGACUAUGGAAACAACGGAUCCGAGACAUAUGCAACAAUGGUGGCGGUAGUAACAUUCAUAACCGGAUGUCGUCGGUCCAAUUAAACCGGACAAGUAGAGGAAGUGAACACCCAAUGUGAAAUUAGAUUAUGGAAACCAUUGAUGUUCGAUGUGUUCACAAGUGAGGGGACACAUAACAAAAAUAAUAAGGUAGUUAAUAUUGUACUAUCUUUUUGAUUUUCCUGGUAUAUUUCUAAACAAGUUAAUGUUAUAGUAAAUUUAUUGUUGACUUGUAUUUUAGCAUGCAUGUGCUCCAAGCUAUAUACAUAUUUAGCUUCCUCGUAGGAUCUGAGUAAACACAAACACAAACACAUUUCACAACAUGAAAUGUAAUUAGUUUAUUUAGGGCUCUUUGUAUAAGUAACUGAAAAGUGAAAAUUAUCUAUGUAUAAGUAACUGAAAAAUGAAAACUAUGCAUUAACAUUCCUAGCAAAAAAAAAAAAAAAUAUAUAUAUAUAUAUAUGUAUCAAAACUUGAAAAUGACAAACUACAGAAAAGAUCGGAUUCGUCGAGAGAUGUCAUAAUAAUGUGAAAUCAUUAUAGUCUAUUAGUGAUGAUAUGUUAAUCGAGGUAAAUAUGAGUUUGUGUUUCUAUUUGACGCGGAGUGCAUUGUGAUGAUGAUUUAUGAUUAGCCAAGAUUUUAAUCCAUAAAUCCAGUUACCCAACCAAAACACCCUAACAUUGUAAUAUACGGAUAUGUCAUGUGAAUCUAAAUAAUAUAAAACUCAAUGAUCAGAUAGAAAAUUCACUGUGGAUGGUUUGAGCACACAAUAAGUGUCCUAUUACCUAGCAUUUUAGGUCGCAGUUAAACUCAAGAUACUAAAUUAUUAACAUGCCGUUUCCAGUUAAACUAAUUUAAGAUUACUAGGCUAAAUGCUCUUGUCGUUUCUAUAUGUUAAGUACUCAAACAAAUUUGUAGUAUCACAUGCAUGCUCAUCCACUACAAAUGUUGUGCUAUCGUAUAGAUACUAUACACAUUUAUGAUACAGCAUAUACAAAUGUAUAUAGUGGGAUGUAAUGGGAGGAUAUAUCAUAUAUAUAUAUAUAACGAAGGGGAAAUAGUUAAUUAGGGGUAAUAGAGAUAAAAGCUGAAUGAUGGUGUGUACGAUCUUUGAUUGAUUAGAGUGAAAAGGCUACCGAUCCAAUGCUCUGUGACUCUGUCAUGUAUCAUCAUACUUUCUGCAAAAAGCUUCCAUGUCGAUCUCUAGCUAUCAUUCAUGUAUGUAUAUAUUUAUUAUAUAUAUUUGAAAGUUUGCC